AUGACGACAAUCGAGUCGAUGCCAGUGAUCAAUUGGGCGGCAGCAUGUACCGAUCGCAAAGACAAGGAGUAUAUACACGAAUACGCCCCGCUAAGAUGUGGCACUGUCAACUCCACACUCACCAGCUUGACAUUGGGAGUAAUGUUCUACAAGGAUAUUGCCGACGGUUCAAUGCCCUAUGAGCUCGCCACGCUCAGACUGGGCCAAUCGUACAAUCUCCCUCUAACAUGGAGGCUGCCCCGUACCCUCAUCUCGCUGACCUUUGGUGAUAGCUUCAACCAACCGAUUGCGGCCGGAUGGCUGCCCGAUUCGCUCGUCUACCUGAUCUUUGGCGUGGCGUAUGCGAUGGAGUUCGUGCCGGGCUGUCUGCCGCCCUCGCUCCAGUACCUGGUGUAUAGAUGCGGACCUGAGCGACACAACGACUUGGCAUUACAAGCCAACUCAGACAUCAAGCACAGAAUCAAACAGACGACAACACCCGACACCUUCCCCGCAUCAAUCAAACUCAUCUCAUUCGAGAUGAACAAGCAAUCAUCUUCGGGCACCCUUCCCGAGAGCGUGACUGAGUAUGUGUUGGACUCAGAGACCAGACUGCCCAGGAUCACCAAGCUGACGAUGAGCACGUACUUUAACGAUCCCAUGCCUGUUGAGUGUAUCCUGCCCGACACCCUGGUGUCGCUGACCUUUGGCGAUAUGUUCAAUCAACCCCUCAAUGCGGCGACCCUCCCUCUGAUCCUGCGAACACUCAAGUUUGGCUUCUACUAUGAUCAGGUGCUGGACAUCAACACGCUGCCAUCUUCGCUCACUUCGCUUUACUUUGGAUGGCGUUACAAUCAGGUGAUCAGUCCAGGCAUGCUUCCCGACUCACUCAUUCAAUUGUCAUUUGGCAAUUGCUUCAAUCAACCGUUGACAGCUGGAGUGCUGCCAAUGAACCUCUGCGCACUGGAGCUUGGCGGUGAGUUCAAGCAUGAUGGAGACAAUGCAGUGCUCCCGCCAUCAAUCACCAAGCUAUCGUUCAAGGAUCUUCAUAACCCUAAGCUCAUUGAAUCGCUGAGGGAAGUGUGUCCGGCACUGGACACAGUGUGCAUCACCAAUUGCAAUGCGAUCUUCAACUCUUCGCAGAAGCUAAGGAUCAAUGAACCGAUCAAGAUGUUUGAGUUGAUGAUCUCCUCGCACAACUUUGCCGACAUGCACAAAGAUGCCAUCCAGGCAUAUAGGAUCGUGCAACACGUUGCCCAGAACCAUCGAAUCGUUGUGCUGUGGGAGCCAAACAACAUGCACAAGGUGGUCCAGUUCAGAGCAUUGGACAACGAUCAUACGAUAGUAGUAUCAUCAGAGGUUCCCAAGACAGGUAUCAUGUCGACCAUCCUCAUGCUACGAGGUCCAAACAGCCCCAAGAGAGUACAUCAUUCAAAGAACAAGCGCAACAAAAACAACAAUAACUGUAAUAUUAUGUAA
Messenger RNA from Acytostelium subglobosum LB1, 1458 nucleotides. RefSeq lists its product as hypothetical. The record is from RefSeq and is a predicted model, not a curated record. NCBI's taxonomy places the organism in Eukaryota, Evosea, Eumycetozoa, Acytosteliales, Acytosteliaceae. The coding region runs from base 1 to 1458 and encodes 485 amino acids. The transcript has a single exon.